Molecule: messenger RNA, 291 nt
Organism: Parnassius mnemosyne (clouded apollo)
Lineage: Eukaryota; Metazoa; Arthropoda; Insecta; Lepidoptera; Papilionidae
Source: the annotation of a GenBank genome assembly
UUGGGAUUGCGUCUCCUAUCCAAGAUGCAAAGCUUUCAUAGUCCUUCACGACGAUACAGUUGUGAACUCAUAACUUUCAACACUGGGAAACAGGCACUCUUGUACAAUGGUUAUCUCUACUACCGUCAUUACAAAGCGCGCACUAUGGUUCGCUGGUCAUGCACUACUACUAAGUGCAGAGCUUACCUUUACGUUAGCGAAGAUUUGAAGAUUCAACGUGUAUUUCACGAACACUUCCACGGCCCAAGGAAGUUACAUAAAACAUCUAAUGGUCUAUAUUUCAAAAUUUAG